Messenger RNA from Neoarthrinium moseri, 2478 nucleotides. RefSeq lists its product as uncharacterized. The record is from RefSeq and is a predicted model, not a curated record. The transcript is spliced from 6 exons. The coding region runs from base 1 to 2478 and encodes 825 amino acids. Gene Ontology annotation, biological process: potassium ion transmembrane transport. Gene Ontology annotation, cellular component: membrane. NCBI's taxonomy places the organism in Eukaryota, Fungi, Ascomycota, Sordariomycetes, Amphisphaeriales, Apiosporaceae. Gene Ontology annotation, molecular function: potassium ion transmembrane transporter activity.
AUGGCGACACCGACGAUCCGGAUUGCCGAUGACUUAGAGCCUAUUAAACCCGAUAACUCGGCAAGAGCUGGUGGCAUCUAUGAUGUGCGCAGCUUAUCCCGUGUUGGCACAGCCAGCGGCCGGCGAAGCGUCUCUCGCCAUUCGCAGGACAGGCGGAGCGAGCAAGCCGGGGAUGUAGACGACGGAGACUGGCACCCCGAAGAUGUUGGACGAGAAAAACAAAUCUUCAAGGGAACGACGUUGCUUUGGUUGGCGUAUCAGUCGACUGGAGUGAUUUAUGGCGAUAUUGGAACUAGCCCCCUCUAUGUGUACUCCUCAACGUUCACCGAUGUACCUACCUACAACGACGUCCUACAAGUUUUGUCCUUGAUCAUUUGGUCAUUGACACUGAUGGUCACCUUGAAAUAUGUCGUUAUCAUACUACGAGCCGACAAUGAUGGCGAAGGAGGAACAUUCAGUUGUUACUCGAUGCUCACUCGAUAUGCCAACAUCACUAAACGCGACCCGAGAGAAGCCCUCCUUAUAAAGAUGGAAAGAGUUAAAACCCAGGACCUUCACCAUUCUAGUAAAACUAUUCGAUCGGGAAUGGAGAAUAGCAAAUUUGUGCGUGGCCUGCUCAAGGUCAUCGGUGUGCUUGCCGUGUCUAUGGUCAUGGCGGACGGAGUUCUUACUCCAGCGCAAUCUGUUCUCGGCGCCGUUCAAGGUCUCAGAGUAGUCAAGGACGAUAUCACAGACUCCACCAUCGUUGGUGCUAGUUGUGGCAUCUUGGUAGUACUGUUCUUGAUCCAACCUUUCGGUACUGGGAAGCUUGCGAAUUACUUCGCUCCGAUCGUUAUUCUCUGGUUGGCAUUCAAUGCCGGCUUUGGCAUUUAUAACCUUGUCAUGUUCGAUCACUCGGUUCUCAAGGCAUUCUCCCCAUACUUUGCUAUCGAGUUCUUCAAGGAGAAGGGCACUGCUGGUUGGAAGAUGCUUGGUGGAGUGCUGCUCUGCUUCACAGGCGUCGAGGCUCUUUUCGCAGACCUGGGUGCCUUUUCAUUGAGGGCCAUCCAGCUGAGCUGGCUCUGUUAUUGUUAUCCAGCUCUGCUAUUGGCAUACAUUGGUCAAGCGGCAUACAUCAGCGUUCAUCCAGAGGCCUACGAUAACCCUUUCUAUAAUGCAGUUCCCCCAGGAAUGCUGUACCCCAGUCUUGUCGUGGCUGUCUUGGCCGCAAUUGUCGCUUCUCAGGCCAUUAUUACCGCAACCUUUCAGUUAAUCAGCCAAAUCAUGAAGCUUUCUUAUUGCCCGCAGGUCAAGAUUGUCCAUACGUCAAAGAAGUUUCACGGUCAACUCUAUGUACCUUUCUUGAACUGGAUUCUCAUGGCUUUGACGAUCCUAGUCACUGGCGUGUACUCCAAUACAACUCGACUCGGCAACGCUUACGGUGUUUGUGUCAUGUUUGUGACGUUCUUUGAUACUUGCAUGGUGACUCUGGUUGCCCUGAUUGUCUGGAAAUUCUCUGGAUACAUCGUUUUUAUCCCUUGGUUGCUUUUUGCUACCCUUGAUGGAUUAUACAUCUCAUCUGUGUUGACCAAAGUCCCUGAAGGCGCUUGGUUCACACUUACAAUCUCGGGCAUCCUCGCUGGUCUGUUUCUCCUUUGGCGCUUCGGAAAGGAGAAGCAAUGGCUUGCCGAAGCUGAAGACAGGUUUAAACCAUCCCAGUUGGUGACCAAAGAUGCCGAAGGGAACUUGACUCUCGCAGAUCGCUGGGGUGGUGGCUCUCUCACUAGAAUCAAGGGAUUAGGCAUCUACUUUGACAAGACUGGAGUGCUGACACCCACCGUCUUUACCCAGUUCGUCUCGAAGUUUGGUGCAGUCCCUGAGGCUAUGGUCUUCUUCCACCUCCAUCCGGUGGAAACACCUACUGUACCAGAUGCGAAACGAUACUCCAUUUCUCGCUUGGCCGCUAUUCCUGGAUGCUACCGUCUCGUCAUCAAGCAUGGAUUUAUGGAUGAAGUCAUCUCCCCGGACCUUGCGCUGCUAAUAUACGAGCAAGUACGCAAAUUCAUUGUUCGUCAGGCUGCCAGUGAGAUCCCACCUGAAGAAGAGGAUGAGUCACACGACGAGGUAGUCGCAAAGUCUACCAGUGUGGAGCAGGUAGAAAGCGAAGGGCUCAAGACGACUGCUGCUGCUAUUGUUUCUACAGAUAGUAGCUCUGGUGAACCUGACGGGAGUAACGAAAAAGGAAAACGCCGUGAGCCUUCUGAGCUUCGAGAUGAGUCCGUGAGGGCUGAACUCGGUCAUCUUGACCGUGCCUAUGCAAGCAAGGUCAUGUAUGUAAUUGGGAAAGAGCAAAUGCGGAUCAAGUCAUCCACCGGAAUCUUCCGGCGCAUUAUAUUGGCAACCUUUUUAUGGAUCAGAGAGAACACGAGGGCGAAGAUUGCCAAUCUCCGGUUGUCAAUGGACCGUGUAGUCGAGGUUGGAUUUGUCAAGGAGAUCUAG